UCCCUAUGUGAUGAUCUAUACAUCCUAGGAACUCUUAGCAAAACCUCUUGUUAGUGAACAUCCUCCACUCUGAUCCCUGCAGCCCUCUGAGAGGAGGAGUCAGAGUAUGGGGGAGUGAACAGCAAAACAGCCCCUACAGCAAGCAGUUGGGGGAUUUCUUCUGUAAAGGAGGAAUAACUAAUCAGCAGAGAGGACUGCGUGAAAAGAAGUGGGGAGUAAAGAGAAGAAAGAGCCUUCAGUUCUGAUGAGAGCUGGGUUCUGACUGGAGGACAAACAGGGACUGAAGCUCAUCGCCUUCAACAUCCAUCUGAGGGCUGCUGCCAUUGUUCUCAUUGAUUGGAGCUGAUUAUAGAUAAUGGGCUGUGUGCAAUGCAAGGAUAAGGAAGCAACCAAAUUGACAGACGAGAGAGAGACCAGCCUCUCCCAGGGAGGGGGCUACCGCUAUGGGGCCGACCCCACGCCGCAGCACUACCCCAGCUUCGGGGUCGCCGCCAUCCCUAACUACAACAACUUCAACACCCCCGUUGGACAGGGGAUGACCGUCUUCGGGGGGGUCAGCACUUCCUCUCACACUGGAACCCUGAGGACUCGUGGAGGGAACGGAGUCACCCUCUUUGUGGCACUUUACGACUACGAGGCACGGUCAGAAGACGACCUCAGCUUCAGGAAAGGAGAACGCUUCCAGAUCAUCAACAGCACUGAAGGGGACUGGUGGGAUGCUCGCUCGCUCACCAGCGGGGGCAGCGGCUACAUUCCCAGUAACUACGUGGCUCCGGUGGACUCCAUCCAGGCUGAGGACUGGUACUUUGGUAAAUUGGGGCGUAAGGAUGCAGAGAGGCAGCUGCUGUCCACUGGCAACCCUCGAGGAACCUAUCUGAUCCGGGAGAGUGAAACCACAAAGGGUGCCUUCUCCUUGUCCAUACGGGACUGGGACGAUAUGAAAGGGGACCAUGUCAAGCAUUAUAAGAUCCGAAAGCUGGACAGUGGCGGUUACUACAUCACCACCAGGGCUCAGUUUGACAUGCUGCAGCAGCUGGUUCAGCACUACUCAGACCGGGCCGCCGGGCUCUGCUGCCGCUUGGUGGUCCCCUGCCACAAAGGGAUGCCACGCCUCGCCGACCUGUCCGUUAAAACAAAGGACGUGUGGGAGAUCCCGCGGGAGUCGCUGCAGCUCAUCAAGCGCCUUGGCAACGGGCAGUUUGGGGAGGUCUGGAUGGGAACAUGGAACGGCACCACCAAAGUGGCGGUGAAGACCCUGAAGCCCGGCACUAUGUCCCCCGAGUCCUUCCUGGAGGAGGCUCAGAUCAUGAAGAAGCUGCGCCACGACAAGCUGGUGCAGCUGUAUGCCGUGGUGUCAGAGGAGCCCAUCUACAUCGUCACAGAGUACAUGGGCCAAGGAAGUCUACUGGAGUUCUUGAAGGACGGAGAGGGACGGGGGCUGAAGCUGCCCAACCUGGUGGACAUGGCAGCACAGGUGGCUGCUGGCAUGGCGUACAUCGAGAGGAUGAACUACAUCCACAGAGACCUGCGCUCCGCCAACAUCCUGGUGGGAGACAACCUGGUGUGCAAGAUUGCUGACUUCGGCCUGGCCCGACUCAUCGAAGACAACGAAUACACCGCCCGGCAAGGGGCAAAGUUUCCCAUCAAGUGGACGGCCCCUGAGGCGGCUCUGUACGGGAAGUUCACCAUCAAGUCCGACGUGUGGUCCUUCGGCAUCCUGCUGACGGAGCUGGUCACCAAGGGUCGGGUGCCUUACCCAGGCAUGAAUAACCGGGAGGUUCUGGAGCAGGUGGAGCGGGGCUACAGGAUGCCCAGCCCCCAGGACUGUCCCGUCUCUCUGCAUGAGCUCAUGCUGCAGUGCUGGAAGAAGGAUGCGGAGGAGCGGCCCACCUUCGAGUACCUGCAGGCCUUCCUGGAGGACUACUUCACAGCCACGGAGCCGCAGUACCAGCCCGGGGACAACCUCUAGACCCGGGCCAGUCAGUGCUGGUAGAAACUCUGGCGCCUUCCCAGCCAGGCCUUUGGUUCAAAGAUCUGUACAGCUUCCUCAGUUUCACCUACAACGCCCCCCACCGGAUCCCUCUACUAUGUCUGAACUCUGCAAGUUGGGGAAGUUGGGCGGUUGGAUGACGGAGUUAACUGAUAAUGCAAUGUAUUCACUGUAAAUAAGAAGCUGGUUUUACUUUGUGUGCUUCAGAUUGUAUUUUCUCUGAUCUGACGUGGAUCCCUGCAGCCGUCUCCAGAGGUUCCACUGGAGGCCCAAAUAUAUUUUUUUCUAAUUUUCAAAUUGUGUAAAUAAUUCAGCCCCAGAUUAUUUCUUUAAUCUUACCUCCUUCCUAACUGCAGAGGCUUCUCCGAUGAGCAGACCUCCCUCAUCAUUUUGAAACCCGUUGGAUGAAAGUCUUGGUUCUCCUGUGGGUCCUGUCAGAGAGAAAGAGUUAUUUUCCGAUCAGAGGAUGUUUGUCUGAUUUUAUACGGAGGCCGCUGCGUCAGGUGGUGUAGAGGGUGCUGCAGCUGGACCUGGACCGCUCUCCUCCUCACUGAUUUUUCUUCAUGUUCCACUUGUUGUUUUUUUACAGUUUUUGUUUACUCAACCCUCUGAAAUGAGAGUCACUGUACUGUACAUUCAGAGGAGAAACUUCAGAACUGAAGUCAAGGAUCUGAAGCUUUGAAUUCCCACGGGAAGCCACUGAAUGAAGAUGAACUGAUCAGGUCUUUAAUGCACAUGGUUUUGUUGCCAUGGUAACCCCUCGUUUUUUUUCCCAGUUUUUGGUUUGAGUGUUGCUUUCUUCCCUUCUUUAUACUUUUUCAUUUUCAUUUUUAACAUAACUUGUUUUACUCCUUCAGUGAUUUAGCAUUUGAAUUUCAGAAAAGAACAAUAAACAUUUUACACUCUU
Molecule: messenger RNA, 2897 nt
Organism: Eleginops maclovinus (Patagonian blennie)
Lineage: Eukaryota; Metazoa; Chordata; Actinopteri; Perciformes; Eleginopidae
Gene: fynb
Product: FYN proto-oncogene, Src family tyrosine kinase b
Exons: 12
Coding region: 356-1969 (537 amino acids)
Biological process (GO): protein phosphorylation; cell differentiation; cell surface receptor protein tyrosine kinase signaling pathway
Cellular component (GO): extrinsic component of cytoplasmic side of plasma membrane
Molecular function (GO): ATP binding; non-membrane spanning protein tyrosine kinase activity; signaling receptor binding
Source: RefSeq, a predicted model, not a curated record